Messenger RNA from Prorocentrum cordatum, 672 nucleotides. NCBI's taxonomy places the organism in Eukaryota, Dinophyceae, Prorocentrales, Prorocentraceae. The record is from the annotation of a GenBank genome assembly.
AUGUUUUAUCAUUCUGGCGGCCCCGAUCCAAGCAUCCGGCCCCUGACCACCUACGGCUUCCCGGACGACCUCUUAGAUGAGGAUGACAUCGUGAGCGUGGACCAGCGGGGCAUUGGCUUGUCAGCGAUCGCAACGGUUUACGGCAUCUAUCCCAGCUCCCUCUCUGAUGAACAGAUCUAUGAUUUCUUGAUGGAUGCCAAAUCCCGGAAGCUCAAUGGGAAUUUGGCACAGCGUGUUGAAGUCCAGGGAGUGGGAAAGUUAGCUCCCCGUUGUGCCGACUUGGCCGAGUCCAUGCCGUUCAGUGUCCCCGGCGAUUGGGGCAAUGUAGAGCUCUUGUACAAGCACCUCGACGACAAAAUGAAGAUGACCACCUUGUGCAUGGACAGAUACCGUCGAGAUGCUGGAGAUGGCAGUUCGUACCAACCCUUGCAGUACGUCGGAACAGGUGCUCUCGUUAAUGACAUUGAGUGGAUGCGCUGGGCCUUUGGUGCACCGAGCAUCACCGUCGUCGGUGCAUCGUACGGGACUCGUGUUGCAGCCGCAUGCUCGUCGGCCUUUCCAAAUUCUCUGAAACGAGUCGCCGUGACCGGCCUCAUGGCACCUCAGCCAGACCUAUUGAAGUAUGCAGAGGAGGCGGCCAAAAACGUUGCCCAGGUGCUCGGCUUUCUCUAG